UACCCACGGUUUGUCCUCUGUGAUACAACUAAGUAACCAUCUCUUUCCUCUCCGCACCUGAAUUUCAUGUACAAAUUUGUGAUGAAAUAAUUUCAGUAUAAUAUAAUAUGGCGGGAAAACGUCCAGCUCAUCCUUCAAUCAAAGCAAACUGACUACUACGUUCACGAAUUAUUUUAUCACUGGGACCUAACUCGUUUUGGUUUUGGUUUUGUUUAAUGCAGAGAAUAUUGGCGACGAACAAAUCAGCAUCCAACCGCUCAUUAUUUACGCAACGAAUAAUUGGACCACAUGUUUAUCUUCGGGAAUGGAUUCGAAAGGAGAUCAAUGGUGGGGCGUUUUUCUUCGUUAUUAUACUGAAGAUUCGUCUUUUCGCCUCUCUCUUUCUGGUCCUCGCCAUAAGGUUCUCAAGCAGUUGGUGUUGCCUGAAAGGAACAAGUCAAUUCCAGCUCUGGAAGGUAGUUAGAAAGGAGGAAAAAGCUUGCUUCUCCGCUUAAACAAACUAAGAAAUGGGGGCAUCAGGAAUGAUGUGCGACGCCAUGGAAGCAGUGGAGCAAAUUGGGGGUGGAGCCAUCAUCAAUGGCGUCUGCAGUUGGGACGGAAUUCCGCACUCGACUCGCACAGUCGACCCAAAACUCAGCCUCCCCGAUAUUUCUCGUCGUGUUAUGGACUUGUGCAAAGAACUAUUCAAGGGAUGGUCAGAACUUGAUGACUGUUGCUUCACUGUUGAGAGAGUUUCUGGCGGUAUAACAAAUCUAUUGCUAAAGGUGUCCGUUAAGGAUGUCAGUGGAGACGAGAGCAGAGUAACGGUUAGAUUAUACGGACCAAACACCGAUUAUGUCAUUGACCGUGAGCGCGAGUUGCAGGCUACUAAACACCUGUCAGCUGCAGGAUUUGGUGCGAAAUUGCUUGGAGUGUUUGGGAAUGGUAUGGUGCAGUCUUUUAUCACUGCACGCACUCUAAAACCAGCAGACCUGAGGGUGCCAAAUUUGGCUGCUGCUAUUGCUAACCAACUCCGCCGGUUUCAUGCAGUGGAAAUCCCAGGAUCCAAGGAGCCUCAGUUGUGGAAUGACAUAUUCAAGUUAUAUGAGAAUGCAUCCAUUCUGCAAUUUGCUGAUGCCGAGAAACAAAGAAUCUACGAGACGAUCUCCAUGAAAGACUUCUAUGGUGAAAUCAUCGAAAUCAAGGAAUUGACAGCACUUGUGAACUCUCCAGUGGUGUUUGCUCACAACGACUUGGUAUUCGGGAAUCUCAUGUUUAAUGAUGAAGAAGAGAAACUCUACAUGAUAGAUUUUGAAUAUGGGGCAUACGGUUAUAGAGGCUUCGACAUUGCAAACCACUUCAUUGAGUAUGCAGGCUAUGAUUGUGACUACAACUUAUACCCCAAUUUAGAAGAACAGUAUCACUUCUUCAGGCAUUACUUACAACCUGGGAAUCCGCACGAGGUGUCCAUAGAGGAGCUUGAAGCACUCUAUGUAGAGUCCACCACUUUCAUGUUGGUGUCACACAUAUUCUGGGCACUCUGGGCUCUAAUCCAGGCGAAGAUGUCUCGGAUCGAUUUCGAUUACUUGGGCUACUUUUCGGUGCGAUACGAGGAAUACAAGAGGCAGAAGGAAACAUGCUGUUCACUGGCUCGAUCUUAUGUUUCAGGAAUGCCCAGAAGCCUGUCUUUCUGAGUAUUGUUUCAUUAUUGCAAUAAAAUGUAAAUUGUGUUUCAAAUAGAGUUAGUAGUAGGCAGGACAAGCUGCUAAAAACUCAAGCCAACUUCGUUCUGUUAAUAAGCCAGAUCUUGUGCUACUGCAAAUCUCUGAAAUGUGGCGUGCACUAAUAAAAUCUUCUGUCGCAACGCCCAGUUCGCAUUAUUUCUUGCUAAGCUAAAAGUUUGAUUCUUGGGCAAUGAUAUCUAUUAGAUAUUGUCUUCUUCUGAAAAAAAUUGAAACCCAAAUUAUAACCAAUGAGUUAUAAUUCGUUAUAUUUUAAUGAAAAAUAUAAUUGUAUAACUUAAGAUUACGAAAAUGAUGCGAAUCCAAAGUUCCAAACCAACUCGUAGUUUUCUUUUCUGUUGAUGAAUCUUGUUAUAUUUUUCAAUUGAAAACACGUUUAAUCCAACACACUUAGUCACAUAUCACCCAAAAAAUUUCUUUUUCAUAGAUAGUGGUUUCACAUAGAUAGAUAGUCACAUACCACCACCCUAAUUGGAGGCACAUAAAGUAUAACAAUUUAUCAAAAAAACACAGCGAAAAUUUGCAAAAGAUUCCGUGCCCAUAUUUGACGGUGACCGCCGGCAAUACUUUAUAGAGGAAAAGCUCGACCGUCGAUCAAGCGAUGGACGGCAUCUGUACUGACUGUGCACCAAGGGACCAAUGUACUGAUCAAUAUCGCGAGUACUAACGCGUACUAAUAUUCUCCCAUUGGGACUUGUUUGCGUCACGUUCUGGCAAACGCAAUUACGCAAUAGAUACAGAGAGAGAGAGGAGGAGAGUUGGACACAAAUACCGUUCUCCUUCCAGCCCCAAUUCGUUGCUAUAAAAUCCCCCAACUGCAACCUUUGAAAAUCAACGACAGAGGGAAAAGGAAAUAGAAGAGAACCAAGUCUUCGUUGCGAUCGUCUCAUCGGUUUCUCCUCUUUCCGUUGAAUAUCUUCUACAGAAACCAUGUCUCAGGUAUCAACUCCCAUCACCGUGCCCCUGAUUGGAUUGGGUUGUUCUGUUUAUCUUUGCGUAUCACGUAGUCGAUUCGCUUGUUGAUGUUGUUGUUGUGGUUUUUGGGUCUGAAUAUUUGAUGGGCGACGCUUAGUUAGAGGUUGGUUUGUUGUAAUCCUAGGAAAUUGAGAGUUUCUUCUGGAGGGAUUAUGUUCUGGGUUGUUGGGUUCCUGAUAAAUCUUUUUGUAUCCCCUGCUCCACAAUUUGAUCGCGUGAGUUGGGGGAAAAGGGUACCUCACUCCAUUCGAUAACCAGGGGGUCUGGUGCAA
This is a messenger RNA of Linum trigynum, 2968 nucleotides long. NCBI's taxonomy places the organism in Eukaryota, Viridiplantae, Streptophyta, Magnoliopsida, Malpighiales, Linaceae. The record is from the annotation of a GenBank genome assembly.